UAUGACUCUGAGCUUCUGGGCUUGAAGGCUUACAUGUACAGGUCGCUCAGCCGCGACUAACCUGGAUACUGGCGAUUUCUCCUUGGCUGAAGGCCCUUAAGCUUUUCUAACUUUGCAAUUUGUCGAAUACUUUGAAAUCAUAAUCAAAGAAAACACAUAUAAGCAGCGCCAUAGAGGAAACCUGCGCUUCGAAGAAUGGCGAGGGAGCGUGACUCCCGCGCCUUGUCGCCAUUCUGAAUACUAGACUAUCAAUAAACAGAAGACUGCUGGUGCUGGCGACGUAACGGCGACGUGUGCUGGGAAACAGAGCGGAAAUGGCGGAGGGCAUUGGCACCUUCGGGACGCUGUCCCGCGAUGUGCUCGAGGAGAGGCUCAUGGAGGCUCGGAGGACGUAUCGGCUGAACAUGGGCUAUGCGGGGCUCAAGCAGCUGCCUCCGGGCUUUGUGGAACUGGUGAAGAAAUACAACCCCCACAUCACGGAGCUGGAGCUAUCCAGUAACGACCUGACGGACCUGCCGGAUGAGCUGGAGGAGUUCCGCUACCUGCGCAUCCUGCGCCUCAAGUACAACCAGCUGAAGCGGAUACCGGCGGUGGUGUACAGGCUGCCGCAGCUCAUGGUGUUUGACGCUAGCGGCAACCGCAUUCAAAAGGUGGACGACGCCAUUGGGCACCUGUCGCUGCUCAAGGAGCUGGACGUGUCGGGCAAUGAGAUCACGACGCUGCCGGAGUCGCUGUCGACGCUGCCCAAACUGGAGGUACUGCAAGUGGAGAACAACCGGCUGGAGCUGCUUCCCGAGAGCCUAGGCGAGCUGCCCGGCGUGAUCAAGAUGGAUCUGUCCACAAACAACCUGCGCUACCUGCCCGCCAGCAUGGGGCAGCUCAAGAAGGUGCAGCGCAUCGACGUCGGCAACAACCUGCUCACCAAGGUGCCCCCCAGCAUGGGCCACCUGAAGACGCUCAAGGAGUUCAACCUGCGCUACAACCACCUGGACGACAGAUACAAGGCCAAGGUGGAGGAGGGACUGUCCAAGUUCCUGGCCUUCUUGCGUGAGGAGGAGGAGCGCGAGCGGCUGGAGGAGAUUGAGCGGCUCAAGCCCAUCGGCACGCCCGUGGGGGCCUACCUGGAGUACCGCUGCAAGGCGGAGGUGGGCCAGGUGGUGAAGACGGACAUGGGCGAGACGACAGUGGACAACAGGUGCUGGAUUCGCACCGGACACACGCUCACACAGGUGGGCUCCAUGCUGCUCAUCUUCGGCGGCCAGCUGCAGAAGGACGGCUCCACCACCAACGACCUGUUUUGGAUGACCAUGGACCGAAUGGAGUGGCACAAUCAGCCCUGCAAGGGAGAGAAGCCGCCGCCACGCUACAACCACGCCGCCUGCUACGACGAGGAGAACAACCGGCUGGUGGUGUUUGGCGGCCGCACGGCGGAGCGCAAGCGCCUCAACGACAUUUACUUUCUGGACCUGGACAGCUGGACCUGGUUCAAGCCCUCCACGGAGGGCACCGCGCCCACCCCGCGCGAGCAGGCGGUCGCAACCUUCUGGGCGGGAAGCAUGGUGCUGUUCGGCGGUCACGCCAUCGGCGGCCGCACCAACGACCUGUUCCUGCUGGACCUGGGCGCCUGGCAGUGGAGCCAGCCAGCCUUCAGCGGCACAGCGCCCAGCCCGCGCCAGGCCUGCGCGCUGUGCAUCGGGCACGGCAACCUGUUGUUCGUGCACGGCGGCCGCAACAACUUCGUGCUGGAGGACCUGCACGUCAUGGACUUCGUGAGCAAGAACUGGACUGAGAUCCCCUGCGAGGGCCGCGUGCCGCCGCCGCGCCACAGCCACCGCAUCACCGUGCACCGCGACCAGCUGUACCUGUUGGGCGGGCUGGACGAGCUGGGUGCGCAGUCCGUGGCCAUGUACCGCGUGGCGCUGCCGGCGGGGCAGCAGGACACGUACGCCACCUCCAAGCCCAAGUGGGUUGAGUGGGACAGUGAGCUGCCGUACAACAAAAACCGCACCGCCACCCUGUGGAACGGAACCAUCUCCAUCUACCAGCUGGGCAGCAACACGCUGGGCCGCGUUAACGACGACGAUGCGGAGAAGGGGCUGGUGUUCUGGGACGUGUUCAAAACAGCCAAGCUCGACAACCUCAAGCCGAGGCAGCUGGCGGAGGAUGAGCUGCGGCCCAAGAACGCCAAGCGCAUGCGCGUGCAGCACACCAUCAACACCGCCGGCAAGAUGCCGCGGUCCUUCACGCAGCACUCGGCACACGAGGCGCGCGUGCUGCAGUAUGUGCAGGACUUCCAGCGCAUCUUCGAGGAGCUCUACCCCUACCGCCGCCCGCUGUACCUGACGCCGCGCAACGAGUGCGGCGUGCCCAAGUUUGUGUGUACCAGCCUGCGACCCAGCCAGUUGGUGUACACGGAGCUGUACGACCUGGACGGAGCCAGUCAGUUCGUGGCGGACUUCCUCAGCUACGAGCCGCUGGAGGACCCGCUGCACCCUCCCGACACGCUGCCCAGCCCCAUGUCGGCUCUGGAGUGGCGCGCCGGCGACUCGUUCGACAUGGCCACGGUGCUGGCCAGCAUGCUGCUGGGCGUGGGCUACAACGCGUUCGUGGUGUUGGGCUACGCGCCCGGGCCCGUGGUCCAGAACGACCAGCGCAACACCGUGUGCACAGUGCUGGAGCGAGAGGCGGCGGCGGCGGCGGCGGCGGCCGCGGCGGGUGGCGCAAAGGACCUGGCAGCAACCAGGACGGGCGCGGGCGCGGUCAGCCGCAAAGUGACCGAGGCCGCCACGGCCCCCGGCGCCGCAGGCGCCGCCGCGGCGGAGCCGCGCGGCCCUCGCUACCUGAUCAAGCCCCUCGCCACCCUGCAGAGCAAGGUGCUGGCAGCCAAGGGGCUGGGCGCCACCGGCUCCUCCUUCGGCGCCGCCGGCGGCCUGCCAGCCGGCGGCGGCGCCGCCGGCGCGGACGAGGAGGACGAGGGCGCCGAUGCGGCGGAGGACGACGGAGCCGUGGGCGACCCCACCGCGGCGGCGGCGGCGGAGCCGGCGGCCGUGGCGGAGGAGGAGGAGGAGGAGAGCGGCCCUUGCAAGUUUGUCCAUGCCUGGGUGAUGGUGCUGCCUGGCAAGCGCGAGGUGACGGAGGCGAUGUUCAUUGAGCCAAGCACCGGGCGCAAGUACGCGCUGGGCGACAGCCCCUACCGCGGCAUUGAGAUGCUGUGGAACCACCGCAACUUCUGGGUGUGCAUGCAGCAGCCCGCGCCGCACAGCGACUCGCGCGCUGACCCCAGGGACGUGUCGUACGACCUGUCUGACCCCACCAAGUGGGAGCCCGUGUUCGAGGACCGCGGCAUGCGGAGCCGCGCCGACGGCAAUGCCGACGAGUCCGAGGUGGCGCGGGCGGAGGGCGGCGGCCGCGGCGUGGGCCGCCAGGACUCCUUCCGGGCUGGCGGAGGCGGCGGCCUGGGCGCGACGCUCAAGGCCGGCGGGCCCAAGACGCCCUCAGCCGCCGCCGGCAAGGGCGGCGGCGUGGGCGCCAUGAGCAUCGCUCAGCGCAUGGCGCAGCGCAACAAGCUCGCCACGCCGUCAGGCGGCGGCGGCGGCGGCGCGGGCGGCGACACGCCCCCUCGCACGGCGGAGACGGAGGGCGGCGGCGGUCUGGAUGACGGCGAGGGCGUCGAGGCGGAGGUGGUGCCCGACAUCCCGCCCAGCUGGGUGCCCAAGCUCACCAUCCCGCGCGACGCCUUCGACAUGCGCUGCCCGCGGGGCUCCAAGCUGACGCUGUACCGGCGCGCGCAGCACGAGAUCUUCGCGCGCUUCGGCGACUGCAGCCGCUGGGACGGCAUGGUGGAGCGGCUGGUGCUGUACGCGGACGAGGAGCGCACCGUGGUGACGGAGAUACGGGAGACCUUCACGCGGAGGAGGGACAAGCUGCGCGAGCGGCGCGUGUACCCGCAGAAGGACACCACCAUCGAGCACUUCAACCGCGGCAGUGUGUUCGCGCUCAAGGACAUCCUGACAGUCAAGAACGACCGCCGCGUGUUCAACUACUACGCGGCCGCGAGGCUGGACGGACUGGAGAAACGCGAGGAGCUGGAGGGCCGCAAGGUGAUCCAGUACUACACGGGCCGUGACGACCGCCUCAUCUACAUCAGCGCCACAUACGCAGUGGACCCCGCGGCGGCAGCGGCGGCGGCGGCAGCGGCGCUGGAUAACGGUGGCGGCGAGGGUGGCGAGGGCAACGGCGAGGACGAGGCCUCCAGCCGCCGCUCCACGCGCAAGUCCAAGCGCGGCGGCGACUCCAAGCGCCUGCUGCCCAUCCGCAAGAUGACCCAGAAGUUCGGGCGCAACCCGGCCCUGGACGCCGACGCAGACGUGGCCAAGCGGGUCUACUACCUGGCGGAGGGGCGGCUGCGGGUGGACUACCACUUCGGCACGCACCGCAUCACCAACAGCAGCCGCACAUUCACCAAGGACGGCCAGAGCCAGAUCGUGCAGGUGGACCCUCUGGCCCCCCGGCCCCAGCCCUCGGCGCUGCUCGAGGAGUACAGCUCCCUGUUGGUGGCGGAGAAGGACUGCCUGCAGUGGGUUCGCGACGGCGAGUGGGAGAUCAGCGAGAUCAUCCGCACGCGCACCAACCAGGAGCAGAACAUAACGCUGGAGACGCCCUACUACGACAUCGUGCGAAUCAAGGCCGAGGAGAGCGAGGAGGAGGAGGAGGAGGCGGCCGAGGCCACCUACGACUACCUGUCGCCCUUCCUGCCCACACUGCUGGGUACGCAGCAGCUCAGCCGCGGACAGGCGCUGGAGGUCCGCGAAAAGGCGCUUAAGGCACUCAAGGACCGACUCAUCGAGCGCGCCAACAUCAUCCAGGCGCGCCUGGACGAGGAGUCUGCGGCGCUGGCCAAGCGGCAGCAGACCUUCCACCGCGACCGCGACCAGAUGAGCGCGGCGGAGGAGGAGGACUACGAGCGGCAGACGGAGGAGUCCAUGUUCCGGAUCCACAUUCUGGAGCGCCGCCUGCGCCGCCACGAGGAACAGGCGCUGCACAAGUACUACGAGCUAGACGCCAAGCUGCGCGCAGAUGGGCGGCUGGCGGCGCUGCUAAACGUGUACUGAGGAGGCGGCGGCAGAGCGGAAGGGGGACGAGGAGGGGGAGGAGGAGAGGAGGAGGAGGAGAGGGAGGAGGAGGGGGAGAAGGGGGAGGGAGAGGAUGAGGAGGGGGAAGGUGAAAAGAGGUGGUGCAAGGCCGACAAGCAAUUCUGGGCGUUGCGAUGGGGCUGCUGAUGGGCCGGUAGCACCCGGCCAGGAGGGGAAAGGCGAUAGUCGUUGACCCGGGCUGUGGGCAAGCGGCAGGCGCACACGGCGUGCAGGGAUGGUGGCGUGCGUCUGUAGUGUCCACCGCGGCACAUCGCAGAGUCCGACAUCAGGACAAGCUGAGACUGCGGUUGCGUGAGGGGCACGCGUUGCCGUGGCGCCAGGAUGAGGCUCAUGGCGCGAAUGUCCAACAAUGCUGUUGAGCACCUUGAAGCUAUCCGUUUCUUUGAUCCAACCCGGUUUUGGGGGGCACAUGCGUGCAGUCCUGUCAACCUUUUUUGGUCAGUAGGCCGCAGCAGAACUUGCCCUGGUAGUCGUGUGCGCACUUCAAGGCGUCUUGCAUUUGCAUCCACACUAGCAAGCAUUUCCUGAACAGCCGUGCACAGGUGGACAACCCGUGGGGCGCCCCCGCUGGCUUUGUGCGCCGUCUUGGGACGGUUGCAUUGCAGUCAGACUAGACCUGCU
Messenger RNA from Chlamydomonas reinhardtii, 5774 nucleotides. RefSeq lists its product as uncharacterized. The record is from RefSeq and is a predicted model, not a curated record. Bases 315 to 5111 code for a protein of 1598 amino acids. NCBI's taxonomy places the organism in Eukaryota, Viridiplantae, Chlorophyta, Chlorophyceae, Chlamydomonadales, Chlamydomonadaceae. Gene Ontology annotation, cellular component: motile cilium. Gene Ontology annotation, biological process: cell motility. The transcript has 33 exons. Gene Ontology annotation, molecular function: protein binding.